AUGACUUGGAUCAUGUUGGAGAAGGAUGGAGGUGAUGGUCCUGAUCCUUUGAAGAUUUGGACUGUUGCAAAUUGGGAUGGGAUCGAUUCCGAGGUGAAGGAAAAGGAGUUGAAAGAGUUCGAGUCGAAAGGAGAAAAUUGGUCACCUAAGCCAGUGAAUAGCAGGAGCAUAUUUAGGACAAUCCACGCACCUAUAACGGUCACGGAUAGCGCUAUAAGUGGAGGUAUGGGUUGGCCGCCUUGGUUGAUGAGAGACGUGAUUAGAUCAUUCAAAUACACAGUAAAGAAUGAGUCGUGUACGAACGAGGGUACAGAUGUUGUAGCCUCAGGUAUAUUGGAUCAGGUGUUGUUGAAGAUAGGAAAGGAUCCAGAACACUUUGCAGCAAGAGGAGAUGAUGUGCGUUUGUUCACUGAAAAGGAUGACCUGCAGUGCUUGGUGGAUGAGAUUGUUGACCUUCAAAAAUUGGUGGAGAAAGGAUGCAAAUGUGGGAAGAAAUGUGUUGCAGGAAAAUAUGAAUGUGUACGAGCGAAAAGGAGGUGUGGAAGUACAUGUCCAAAGGGUAGAGCUUGCAGCAAUGGCUAUGGCCGGCCCCUCUGCCAAGGACUAUAUGCAGAUCAAUGGACGAAAUUUGGUUAUAGCGGACUCUACCGGGACCCCGCUCCUAUCCUUACACUUAACUCUUUAAUCAAUAAUAAUGAUGUCACCAUACACUCCGGUGAUUCCACUGUUGAAUGUGAAUUAGAGCCCGCCACGACCAAUCGAACUAGGAGAAAGCGAAACGCAUCGUAUGAUCUGGGCACACGUACUUCAAGACCACGCCGUACUUCAUUGGGCGCUUCCUUCACAACAGGACGCUCCACGAACCAUCCUUUCAGCUCUCCUCCCUCAAGAUCAAACUCUCCGCGUCUGCAACAUGCAUCGCUUUUUGGGCUCUUGGAACAUGCAAACGAAGCAAAUGGUCUCAAUAAAAACCUUGUUCAAAAGAGAAGCAGGCAAAAUGUCGCCCAUUUCGACAUCUUCGCUGUAGACAAGGCCACGCCCACAGAAGGAAUGUUCUUAGAGCAGAAAGCAGAUAAGUUUAUUACUGCAGUGCUUCCAGGUUGGCUGCUCGCAGAUGAGCCCAAGGAGAAUCAGGGUGGCUCGCCUGGUGUGUUAACACCGGGUGGAAUUUUAAAUCACAAUGGCUUAUCGAAUCUGACACCAUUCACAAGUAUCAAUCUAUCUUAUGCCGAUGAGUAUUAUCGAGAUGAUCUCAGAUCGAAGUACUUCGAUAAUACCAUGGCCGCAGAUGCACAGCUGAUCAAAGUUAUCGAUGAAAGCUGGAAUGAAGAGGAAGACCACGAAGAUACAUACACGCACUUUCUAUAUCAGGCAAAUUUGAGGCUUGUGAUGCAGGUCAAAGACUAUGUUGAUGAUGAUGAUGAUGAAGUCACAAUUGUAUCGAGGGAUUCUCAAGAGGCUAUAGAAAUCAUGGAUAAAUUUAUGUUCUUAGCCAAGAAAGAGAGUUUAUCAGACAUUAAGGUUCGAAUCGCUGAGCUGAAAUGCAGAAUGUUCCUGAAUGAGUUCUCUGUCAAGCAGAACGAAACCCUGGCACAAAUUCUAGGAGCACGUCGGUCUUUCGAACUGAAGAAUCUACAAAUGAUUAGGAAGACUUGGGACGAAUUCGAGAGUCUUUUCGCUCGCAAUACUGAUGAUGCAAACUUAGGCACACUACAACUCACACUGUUGAUAGAAUGGAACAUCAAAAGGGAACUGUGGGAUAGCUUUCAUGAAGGUUCACCCGAAGCAAUUCAAGCAGAAGCGUUGGCCACACAAUUCAAGUCAUUCUACUCAUACGCUUUGUGUAUGCUUGUUUUUGCGGACGUUGUCUAUCUAGUCGCGAUGGGAGAUCUGAGGACAUUAUCGAAUGUGGACCACAGGGAUUCACGCCUUCAAUUUUGGGAAGAGAAAUUGUCUGACAGGACAAUUCGCACAUUCUCGAAGUUGAUGCAGCAUUGUUUGGUUAGGGAGUGUGUAAUUGAAGCAGGAGAUGUUCAAUCAUACAUUCGAAAGUACCUUUCGAGAUUAUCUGAUGACAUUUUCAGGUUUCAAAUAGUUGGCAAGGAGAUAGAACCAUACUGGCCAUUGUAUGACCAAUAUUUUGAGGAGAUGAUGUGUGGUAGAUUUGUUUGUACUAGCAUUGAUGUUCCUGUAAAUAAGUUAGAGUUGGUAGGCUGUAUGAGGGAGACUGGCGAGGAAACAAGAUCGUACCAAUUUAUCGCCAUCCAAGAAUCUACCAAGACUCUUUUCAAGUUUAUGGCGGAGAUCGAUCUCCAUGACGCUCUUGCCUUCGAAGUUGUGGAAGGCGUGGUGACCAACCAGAAAAUUCGCAAUCAUCCCGCCAUCGAUGACGUUGAAGCUUGCAAAAUCUACGACCACAUCUUGGCAAACGUCUUUAAGUCUACGAUGCAGGCAAUGGCGAGCCCACACGUUGGAUUAGAUGAUGAGGCAGGAUAA
Botrytis deweyae is the source of this 2496-nucleotide messenger RNA. RefSeq lists its product as uncharacterized. The transcript has 8 exons. Lineage: Eukaryota; Fungi; Ascomycota; Leotiomycetes; Helotiales; Sclerotiniaceae. The record is from RefSeq and is a predicted model, not a curated record. Bases 1 to 2496 code for a protein of 831 amino acids.